Molecule: messenger RNA, 456 nt
Organism: Pipistrellus nathusii (Nathusius's pipistrelle)
Lineage: Eukaryota; Metazoa; Chordata; Mammalia; Chiroptera; Vespertilionidae
Source: the annotation of a GenBank genome assembly
AUGGCGGAUGAAGAGCAUAUUCGGUACUGCAUGCUUUAUGAGUUCCAAUUGGGAAGAAAAGCAAGUGAGGCUGCAAAAAACAUCUGUAAUGCUCUUGGUCAAGAUGCAGUUAGCGCCAGAAAAUGUCAGCGUUGGUUUGAGAAAUUUCGCGAGGGAAAUUUUUCGUUAGAUGACAAAAGUGGUCGAGGCCGUGUGUCCAAUUUUGAUCAAGAAGCUCUUCAAGCUCUUUUGGCGCAAAAUCCUCAAAUUACCCAACAAGAGCUUGCGACAACUUUAAAUUGUUCACAAAAAACAAUUUCCAAUCAAUUGCGUGCACUUGGCAAAUUCCAAAAGUUUGGAAAAUGGGUUCCUCAUGAGUUGACCGACAACAACCGUAAUCAGAGUCACAAUUUGCAGUUCGCUCCUCUUUCGUCAAAACCGUUUGCCGUUUUUAGAGCAAAUUGUUCCCGGAGAUGA